Messenger RNA from Microplitis demolitor, 1019 nucleotides. RefSeq lists its product as uncharacterized. The transcript is spliced from 5 exons. Bases 94 to 891 code for a protein of 265 amino acids. The record is from RefSeq and is a predicted model, not a curated record. NCBI's taxonomy places the organism in Eukaryota, Metazoa, Arthropoda, Insecta, Hymenoptera, Braconidae.
UAUAUAAGAGACAACUUUUCCAGCCAUAUCAGACAAUUUCACUGAAAGUUAUAAAGUUAUAAAAAUAAUUUUACUCCGUUAUCAAAAAAAAUAAUGAUGGACUUUUUUAAUUUAUCAAAUAUUACAUUAUUUGUAUUAUUAAUUAUUUUUAAAUUAAAUCUGUCAUCGGGAGAGUUAGAAUUAGUUACAAUUCAGAAAGACAAUCCGGCUAAAUUGGAAGAAAAUGGCGAUAAAGCCAAUUUUGUUAGAUUUUACAGCUCACACGCAAUACAAAUGAAUUCAAAUUUAUUGAAUGGAGAUAUAAUAGAUUCCAUUUGUUUUGAUCCAGUUAAAGUUAGAGACGGAUACGUUGCAACUGGCGCGAGAUUUAAAAAACAUGGUAGAGUUCUUUACCUCGAACUUCAACAAGGACCGCUUGAAGGACCUUCAGGAAUUGAGCCUUUAUUCCUCAAGUGGACAGUUUCAAAUAAUUGUAAUUCCUCGAAAAAAAUUGUUUAUGAUCGCCAAGAAGAAACUUAUGAUAUCACGGAAUUGAAAUUAGGCGAUAUGCUUUUGCCAGAUGAUGCAGUUGUUACUGGUGUUACGUUAGGAAAAUCAUUGCGCGGACGGUAUAUUAAUAGAUGGGAUGAAUUUGAUGAUAGUAAAGGUGAAGUUGUAAGAGAUAUUGACGAAUGGGAUCGGAUUUCAUUUCGUGAAAAUAAAGAGGAUACUGACAAAGGUCAAUAUAUCAACCCUUGGAUCGAUUUACAGGAAGUUGUUACCGAUCCAGGUUUUCCUCAGCCCAUUAAUGGAAUCAGUUUUUAUUUACGUUAUCUGCCUAAAAACCAACAAAUCCUGGCUCUCAAAGUUACUUACGCGAUCCCAAACCAUUUGAGAAUGCGUCCUUUGUAAUCCUGUAAUGAAAUUAUUUCUUUUUGGUAACCGAGAAUUACACAGACCACAGUGAAUAUUAUCUGUCAUUGUAAUUUUCUCGCUUUAUUUGAGUAAUAAAAAAAUAGCAGCAAAAUAUACAAAAAUAA